AGCUGGGGUAAGGAGUUCAAGGCAGCGCCCACACCCGGGGGCUCUCCGAACCCCGACCGCCUGCCCGCUCCUCCCUUCCCCUUCCCGCCCUCCCUCCCACUAACUCACCCACCCACCCAGCCAGAACCAGGACGGCAGCCCAGGACCCGGGGCCCGCCGCCUCCUCGCCGCGAUCCUGGACUUCCUCCUGCCGCAGGAAUCGGCUUUCACGUGUGCCCCGGAGCCGGCGUCUCCGCGGGCGCACCCGCCAGGACCCGGGUGCCUUCAGCAGCCAGAUCAGUCAGGGGUCCGGGGUCCGGGAAGCAUCUGGGCCAAGUUAGGCUCAGUCGAGCCGAGCGCCGCACGUCUGCAAGGUCGGAGGAACCGCGGGUCGUGCGUGGCUGAAUCGCAGCAGAUGGGCUCCGACGUGCGGGACCUAAACGCGCUGCUGCCCGCCGUACCCUCGCUAGGCGGCGGCGGUGGUUGCGCACUGCCGGUGAGCGGCGCCGCUCAGUGGGCACCGGUCUUGGACUUUGCGCCCCCGGGUGCCUCGGCUUAUGGUUCGCUGGGAGGCCCUGCGCCGCCGCCUGCUCCUCCGCCACCCCCUCCGCCGCCGCCUCACUCCUUCAUCAAACAGGAGCCGAGCUGGGGCGGCGCGGAGCCUCACGAAGAGCAGUGCCUGAGCGCCUUCACCGUCCACUUCUCCGGCCAGUUCACCGGCACCGCGGGAGCCUGUCGCUACGGGCCCUUCGGUCCUCCUCCUCCUAGCCAGACGUCCACCGGCCAGGCCAGGAUGUUCCCAAACGCGCCCUACCUGCCCAGCUGCCUCGAGAGCCAGCCUGCUAUUCGCAAUCAGGGAUACAGCACAGUCACCUUCGACGGGACGCCCAGCUAUGGUCACACAGCCUCACAUCAUGCGGCACAGUUCCCCAACCACUCCUUCAAGCACGAGGACCCCAUGAGCCAGCAGGGCUCUCUGGGCGAGCAGCAGUAUUCCGUGCCGCCUCCGGUCUAUGGCUGCCACACGCCCACCGACAGCUGCACAGGCAGCCAGGCCCUGCUGCUGAGGACGCCCUACAGCAGUGACAAUUUAUACCAAAUGACUUCCCAGCUUGAAUGCAUGACCUGGAAUCAGAUGAACUUAGGAGCUACAUUAAAGGGAGUUGCUGCUGGAAGCUCCAGCUCAGUGAAAUGGACAGAAGGGCAGAGCAACCACGGCACAGGGUACGACAGUGAUAACCAUACUACACCCAUCCUCUGUGGUGCCCAGUACAGAAUACACACUCAUGGCGUCUUCAGGGGCAUUCAGGAUGUGCGGCGUGUGCCUGGAGUAGCCCCGACUCUUGUCCGGUCGGCAUCUGAGACCAGUGAAAAACGUCCCUUUAUGUGUGCUUACCCGGGCUGCAAUAAGAGAUAUUUUAAGCUGUCCCAUUUACAGAUGCACAGCCGGAAGCAUACUGGUGAGAAACCAUACCAGUGUGACUUCAAAGACUGUGAGCGAAGGUUUUCUCGUUCAGACCAGCUCAAAAGACACCAAAGAAGACACACAGGUGUGAAACCAUUCCAAUGUAAAACUUGUCAGCGAAAGUUCUCCCGCUCCGACCAUCUGAAGACCCACACCAGGACUCAUACAGGUGAAAAGCCCUUCAGCUGUCGGUGGCCCAGUUGUCAGAAAAAGUUUGCCCGGUCAGAUGAAUUAGUUCGUCAUCACAACAUGCAUCAGAGAAACAUGACCAAACUCCAGCUGGCGCUCUAAGGGCUCUAACACAGAGACAGAUCUGUGUCCCAGGCAGACUGUGUGAACUGCUUUCAAAUCUGACUUUAAAGUCUCUCCUCACUCACCUCUCUUAAGAAAGAACUGCAGUUGACCUUCUUCAUCCAAUUUCCAGAUCCCGGUACUACUGGAUCCUACCAGGUUUGCCCAGAGGCAGUUGGUCUCUGCUUUGCUGACUUUUAGUUGACUCCAUAAAGCCCUGGUGAAGUGGCUAAUGAUGUCCAGUUAGUUAAAAGCCCAUCAUGCUUAGGUCUGGGUUUUCACUGUAAGAAGAACCAUCGUUGAUAAUGUUCCUUGCUCUUCCUUUAACAUGCAUUUUUAGUAGGAAUGGAGUCAUUGUACCAUUCUCCAUCA
This is a messenger RNA of Chrysochloris asiatica (Cape golden mole), 2107 nucleotides long. It is a transcript of the gene WT1, whose product is annotated as Wilms tumor 1. Gene Ontology annotation, biological process: regulation of transcription by RNA polymerase II. Gene Ontology annotation, molecular function: DNA-binding transcription factor activity, RNA polymerase II-specific; RNA polymerase II cis-regulatory region sequence-specific DNA binding. NCBI's taxonomy places the organism in Eukaryota, Metazoa, Chordata, Mammalia, Afrosoricida, Chrysochloridae. The record is from RefSeq and is a predicted model, not a curated record. Gene Ontology annotation, cellular component: nucleus. The transcript is spliced from 10 exons. Bases 395 to 1735 code for a protein of 446 amino acids.